AAGAAGCAAGGAAAAGUUAAGGUUAUGUUAAAAAUAUUCGUUUGAAUUUAAUAAUCUUUUAGUGUUUAUUUGCGUCGUGCCGCUCGGAGAUGAGCUAUUUUGGACUCGAUAAGAUAAACAAACUGAUCCAGACCAUCAAGCAGCAUGGUGGCAUCAGAAUGUCUCUGUACAAACUCUACAGAAUGGAAUCUUUGCGUCCCGGGACUUUAGUUGGCGUCGACAAAGACGGCAACAAGUAUUACGAAAACUUGUCAUACUUUUACGGCAGGAACCGCUGGGUAGAAUACUCUCCUAAAUACGGUACUGAUUACGACGGCAGUCAAGUGCCGGCCGAAUGGUUCGGGUGGUUGCAUUAUAAAACCGAUUUCACCCCCGACAAGGACCCCCACAGACCAAAAUAUAAGUGGAUGGCGGAACACACAGAGAACCCGACCUUUACCUCUGGCGCCUAUAUGCCGUAUUCGACGACGAGGCCCAAAAUCGAGGCGUGGGUGCCGCCUAGCAAAUAAUUUCCAUCCUGGUAUCAGUCAUGUGUAUUAAACUUAGGAAUAAAAUAAUAAAUAACUCUUUUGGGAUCGCUUCCUGCAUAACGUGGUCAAGGAAACAGUAUUUUUAUUCACGCGUGAGCGAAAUAUUGAUAUUCAAAGAUCGUGAUGGU
Cylas formicarius (sweet potato weevil) is the source of this 658-nucleotide messenger RNA. Its product is annotated as probable NADH dehydrogenase [ubiquinone] 1 alpha subcomplex subunit 12. The record is from RefSeq and is a predicted model, not a curated record. The coding region runs from base 90 to 509 and encodes 139 amino acids. Gene Ontology annotation, cellular component: membrane. The transcript is spliced from 3 exons. Gene Ontology annotation, biological process: mitochondrial respiratory chain complex I assembly; response to oxidative stress. Lineage: Eukaryota; Metazoa; Arthropoda; Insecta; Coleoptera; Brentidae.